Messenger RNA from Folsomia candida, 2137 nucleotides. RefSeq names its product oxygen-dependent choline dehydrogenase. The transcript has 11 exons. The coding region runs from base 221 to 2086 and encodes 621 amino acids. Gene Ontology annotation, molecular function: ecdysone oxidase activity; flavin adenine dinucleotide binding. NCBI's taxonomy places the organism in Eukaryota, Metazoa, Arthropoda, Collembola, Entomobryomorpha, Isotomidae. The record is from RefSeq and is a predicted model, not a curated record.
UAAAGAAUUAAAGCCAGGCUGAAAAAGGCACAUUUACAAAUCUUCGUUAACCUCGUGCAGGAUUAAUUGCUGACAUAAUUACAUUACCGAAAGAUCGAAAAGUGUCUCUUGUCAUACCGUAAUGACAAACGUGCAAAUCAACUUGUAAAGCAUUUCUAAUGUGCUAAAAUGUUCACAAAGCUUUUAAAAGUUUAGGAUAACCUUCUGUAUAAGAAAACACAUGUCACGCAGGUCCGAUAGGGAUAUUCUUACUUCUGGGGUCUCGCUAAUCAUAAAGCAAUAUGUCGAGCAAUAUCGGAAAGUUGAUUUGGACAUGACCCUGGCCGAGCUGGAACCAGAUUUAAGCCUGCCAAGGAUACAGACUUACGACUUUAUAAUUGUUGGGGCUGGCACGGCGGGCUGUCUGCUGGCGGGACGUCUUUCCCAAUAUUUCAAGGUUUUGCUUUUAGAAGCUGGCGGAAAUCCACCUCCGGCCGUGAACGCGAUGAUAUGGGCAUCUCAAAUUAAGGCGGACACCCUCAUCAAUUACCAAUUCAAGUCUAAACAACAAUACCUGUCAUUAACAACUGGCGGGAUAUUAAACAUUUCCAUGGGUAAAAUGAUGGGCGGGACGGGAUCUCAUAACACAAACUUUUACAAUCGCGGUUCGCCAUAUGACUACGAUCAGUUCGCAAGUAUUACGCAAGACUCGAGUUGGAGUUAUCUAAAUGUUAUCAAACAUUUUAAAAGAUUUGAAAACUUUCAGGGAAUUUUACUCAAUGAAAAUCAGCGAGAUUAUUACGGUAUAAGUGGACCCAUUUCUGUUACCUCAUCCACCUCACAGACACUUGGAAUUUGGCUGGCGCCCGGUCGCGAAUUAGGAUUCCAGGCGGCAGACUCGAACGCGUUUCAGAUUGAAGGUUUCGCUCCCCUCGCCUUGUCGAUUAAAAAUGGAAUGAAAUCCAGUUCUUACACUGGCUUUAUUGAAGGGGUUGAACAAACCAAGCCUAAUUUGAGAGCCUUGCGAUAUUCCCAAGUUCAAAAGAUUUUACUUAACGGGGACAAAGUCGCAUACGGCGUGACAUAUUUGCGACACGGAAUUCCACAAAUUGCUCACGCUUCACGAGAAGUCAUCAUCUCUGCGGGGGCUGUCCUUUCGCCAAUUAUGCUAAUGAAGUCGAGCAUCGGCCCUGCCAAAAUUCUUCAAGCUGCCAAAAUCCCAAUCGUGCAAGAUCUACCAGGAGUCGGACAAAAUCUAAUGGAUCAUGCUGCCAUCCAUUUCAAAUUUCAAAUUCUUAACCCAUCCGCAGUUCAAGCACUGAAUCCUCUAGUGUCCGACCAUGCCUUCGAGGAUGCCAUUAUCAAGUUUCAAUCACCAGUUAAAACGGGACCAUUUGUUGAGAAUUCCCUUCAUCAAGCGUUCGUUGUAUCAUCUCGUGCAAGGAGAGAAAAUGAAGGGCACUGGCCGGAUUAUCAUUUGUUUUUUUACACGGAUCUUCAAAGUGGACUUGGAACUAAUGCAACCUACAUUGAUAUAAACGUGGAAUUUGGGAGGCCUAAAUCCAGAGGGUGCGUCAUCCUGAAUACUGACGCAUAUUCUUCUGGGGAAACAGACGAUGAGAAAUUAGUCAGUCUCGACUUGGGAAGUUUUACAGAUCCGACUGAUAUAGAUGUUCUGCUUGAAGGCCUUCGCCUGGUUUUCAAGAUUAAAGAGACCGCUCCGUUCCAAGCGUUGAACCUAAAGUACUUACCAGACGUUCCAGCACCAUGUAAAUUGCACAACUUUGGCUCGGACGAGUACUGGAGGUGCUACAUCGUACAGACAUCAAGCUCAGCGUGGCAUUUCUCCGGAUCUUGUAUAAUGGGCAGGCGAGAUGAUCCACUAGCCGUGGUAGACUCGGAAUUAAAAGUGCGAGGAGUGUCACAAUUACGCGUCGUGGAUGCCAGCGUGCUGCCAACUUCGACGAAUGGGAAUACAAACGCACCCACACUUCUCGUCGCGGAGAAAGCAGCGUGUCAAAUACUUCGGGAUUACUUGCACCCAUACAGCGAUCCUAAUUUCUGUCCGUUAGAUAAUCCCGCGUAUUUUAAGCCAUUUGGUAAAUAAUUAAUGCUUGUGUUUGUUAGCAUGUUUGGAUAAUAAAUAUUUAGGACCAUG